AUGGUGAAACACCAACCCUUACAGGUCUAUGAGAAACAGGUCUUUUUGUCCUUUGUCACUGGGAUCUAUGGUUGUCGCUGGAAACGCUACCAGCGUUCCCAAGACGACAGCUCCAGGUGGGAGUGCACAUGGUUCAUCAUCCUAUGCAGUUCUUUCUUCCUGCUCCUCUUUUGGGCCUACUUCUGGUUGGUGGCUCAAAAUGAUUUCAACGAGUUCAACUGGUCGGUAUACAACCGCUCUGGAGAAUGGAGGGACGAGACGAUCCCCAUCCUUGCAUCCACCACCGUGGGAUUCAGCUACAUCACGUUCCUAAUGAUUUUAGCACUUUUCCAUAUUUCCCUGGGCCAGCAGAUGAACCUCUACUGGGUUCACAAGAUUGGAGUGUUGGCUACGUUGAUAACCAUUAUCUCUGGUGUCGUCACUGUUGAUGACAUAUGGGGGGAUGAGUGGGACAUCCUGCUUGUUUCACUGCAGUCCACAGCCCCUUUCCUGCACAUUGGAGCCCUGGCAACAGUCACAGCAAUCAGCUGGUUGGUAGCUGGAUACGUGGUCCGCAGAGAGAGAUCCAAUUUCCACAUGAUGGUGUUGGUGAUCUACAUUGUCAUCCUUCUGGCUCUCUAUUUGGCACCGCUCACAUUCACCUGCCCCUGCAUCAUGGACCGCAACAGCCUCAGGCCGCGACCAGACAUCAUUGGUCGACGCGGAGCUCCUAUGCUGGCCCCAGAAAACACCAUGGUGUCCUUUAACCGAGCCCUGCAGCAUGGAGCCAGCUCUCUGGAGGCAGACGUCACCAUCAGUGUGGAUGGUGUUCCUUUCCUUAUGCGAGACCGCACGUUGAGAAGGACCACAGACGUCAGUAAGGUCUAUCCAGCCAGACAGUUUGACGAUGCCUCUUUCUUCAACUGGACAGAGAUUCGCUCUCUAAAUGCAGGCCGGUGGUUUUUGGAGAGUGACCCCUACUGGACAGUAGAAACCCUGACAGCGAGGGACCGGAGCAGAAUAGGCAACCAGACGGUCUGCAGUCUGGUGGAAAUGCUGCGUCUGGCAGCCAGGGCCAACAGCUCGGCACUGCUUGACAUCCGCAAACCUCCACCUGAGCACCCGCGCUACCGGAGCUGGUUCAUGGACACGCUGUGGGCCGUGCAGAAAGCAGGGAUUUCCCAGAAGAGGGUGAGGACUGUGACGUGGACCCCCGACACGGACAGGGGGAGGGUGCGAGGACUUCAGCAGACCGCAAACGAGAAGCUGUCGGUGGAAGAGAUCAGGCAGAGGGGAAUCACAAGCCUGACCCUCCACUAUAGCAAGGCCAGCCACAAAGACAUACAGGAGUAUCUGGCCAACAAUGUGAGUGUGACUGUCUACCCAGUGAAUGAUCCCUGGCUCCUCUCCAUUCUGUGGUGUAGCGGGGUUCCUUCUGUGUCCUCUGAUGCCCCCCAAGUCCUCCGAAAGGUGCCUUACCCCAUCUGGCUCAUGAGUCAGAGCGCUUACAACUUCAUCUGGAUCACUUCAGACCUGGUCUCCCUCGCCGUAGUCAUAGGGAUCUUCUGUUUUCAGAACUAUCAUGUAAUCAGAUGGAGGAUGAGCGGGAUGCAGAACUAUAACCCAGAACAGAUCAUGCUGAGCGCUGUGACGCGUCGGUCCAGUCGAGACGUCAACAUCAUGAAGGAGAAGCUCAUAUUCUCAGACCUCGACAACGGCCUCAGCAGUACAGAGGAGCUGUCUCUGUAUCCUGAGAACGGUUAUGCCAGAUACUCUGAUGGAGGCGUCGCUGACUGAGCAGCCAAACUGACUGCCGCAGCUGUCGGAUCUCGGAUGUUAGUUUGAUUUCAAAGACUUUACUGACGUUGUUCCAGGGUAACUGAUCUAUUCAACUUAACCCAGAAGUUAUGACAGCAUAGAUACCAAAUCUCGUCUAAAGUAUUUGGCAUCUUGGUCCGUCAGAUUUUAAGAUAACACAUUAGUCACAUGCUGAUAUGCAAAUUUUAUGUAUUAAAUUUAUGUAUGUACUAUCCAUUUGUAAGUAUUUUUAACUGUAUAAGACAGUCUUAGCCACAUUCCCUUAAAAAUAGUUCAACAUUUACCUUCAAAGUUGCCAUUAAAAGUAAUUUUCUCGCUUUCAGUGUUAUAAAUUGGUGUUGAAAAGUGUCAUUCCUCAAUGGGAACACAUGGCUGAUGUGUCUAUGUUGUCAUCACCUAACGGGUGAGCUGACAAAGGAGCAAACGUCUCAUGAUGAGUCCAAUGCCACUGAACUUAAACCGUUGACCAGGUAAAACCAAAAUGUGUGUUUCUCCAAACACGUGUUUGAAUCAUAAAAAAUUUAAAUCAUCAUCAUAUGACAUUUUCUCAUAGAAACACGACUUCUACUCAUUCAACAUUAUUACCAGCUAAAUGUGGUGAUGUGUGUGGUGGUAGGGCCAAAAGUCCGUUUGACAACCAUGAGAAAUAAAACUCUGUUCAGUGUGUUUGCGUGAGUGACCUUCUCAAAAGUUAUAUUUGAGGCGAUAAAGGCUGUAAUCUUGUAUUUUUUUAUGUUAUGUACUUCAUUGUUGUUUUCUAACAUAGGAAACAGUCUGUGUAGUGUACUGUAUUAUAAACUAAUGUACUGUAAAUAUGAGUUGUUUUUAAAUUUUUUCAAUGGUUUGGACAUAUCAAUUGUAUAUUUUUAUGUUUUCAUUUAUUACCAACACGACUGAUGUCCUCUUGUAAGUGCGAAAGAAUGAUUAGAUUAGGGCCUACGUGAAAACUUCUUUUCUUUCAUUUUUCAUGGGGUGAGGGGGUUUUGAGAGUAUAUUGUGAUCAACGUUGUAAUCUUUUUUCGCCUCUUUUCUGUCAUGCCAUGAUUGAUUUACUAUAUAGUCAUAUUAGUUAUUACGACUUUCACAUGGCUGCCUUUUUUAUUAAAAAAAUGGACUGGUAGAAUAGUCUAGGAUAUUCUUUGUCUUUUAGUUUAAUAGUAGGGGUGCAAAUUUCAAGUUAGAACUUUUACACUUUUAGCAGCAGACAUGUUCAAUAAAAGUGAUCUUUUGUCUUUGA
This is a messenger RNA of Etheostoma cragini (Arkansas darter), 3034 nucleotides long. RefSeq names its product glycerophosphodiester phosphodiesterase domain containing 5a (gene gdpd5a). Gene Ontology annotation, cellular component: plasma membrane. Gene Ontology annotation, molecular function: glycerophosphodiester phosphodiesterase activity. The record is from RefSeq and is a predicted model, not a curated record. NCBI's taxonomy places the organism in Eukaryota, Metazoa, Chordata, Actinopteri, Perciformes, Percidae. The transcript is spliced from 16 exons. The coding region runs from base 1 to 1776 and encodes 591 amino acids. Gene Ontology annotation, biological process: lipid metabolic process; positive regulation of neuron differentiation.